AUGUUGAUUAUUAUCCUUGAAAAGACUCUGUUUGCAGCAUUCACCGCAUAUUGCACUUAUACUGACGAAUAUUUUGCCGCCGGCGAGCAGGAAGAAAACGUGGUACCUGUUCGAAGUGUACAUUUAAAGUUGCCUAACACGGGUUCCUCGUUGUCUUCAUCGUUUGACCCAAAUAAUCCGACUAAUACAAUUUCUGACUCCUCACAUAAAAAAUCCGACACGCUUGAUAGUACCAAAAGUAGCGAUUCGUCCUCUCUGUCGAGGACAUUACCCAAAUUGUCGAAAAAGCAGGCCAGCAUUUUACGACCAUUUUUGCGGAAGAAAACAAAGCGAAGUUCAUCAUCAGGAAAUAGCCUCGGAAGUGGCAGUGACCACCGCGAAGCAAAUAGAAGUAGCGAAGGUGAGGCGAUGAAACGAACAGCGUCUCCGACGCUUCCGGACGGUGCAACACAAGCUAAAUAUGAGCCUCCCAUAUGUAAUGGAGAAAUUGAUAUAUCCGGCUCGUUUAAUGUUAGUGCCACAAUUGACACGAAUUCAUUGGAGUCGCAGAAAGAAAAAACAGUAGAGGAUUCGCCAUUACAACGUAUGGUUCCAUUGAAUAAGGAUUCUCGCACUGUCUGUUCUACGGAUGCAUCAGUGAGCAUGAUGGUGCAGUCUGUUGACUGUACCAACGGUAAAAAAGCAAAAGAUAUUCCAAAUGGAAUGGCCGCUACUGCUGCUCAUCUGAAUAAUGCAAAGUUAGAAAAUGCCUACAAAGAAAGCGUUGCCAUACUCGAUUUUGGCGCUCAGUUUGGAAAGGUUAUCGAUCGUCGAAUUCAUGAGCAAAAUGUUUAUAGCGAAAUUUUGCCGUUUAAUACAAAAGCAGCUGAUAUAGUUGAGAAAGGGUGUUACAAAGCGAUUAUAUUGAGUGGUGGACCAAACUCUGUAAAUUCAUUUAAUACACCUGAAUUUGAUCCUGCCAUAUUGACUUGUGGUAUUCCAGUCCUUGGAAUUUGUUAUGGUUUUCAGUUGAUAAACAAAGCAUUUGGAGGAUGUGUAUCUAAAAAAUCAGCACGAGAAGAUGGGCAGCUUGAGAUCGAUGUUGACACCAACUGCCCCUUGUUCAAGGGACUUGCAUCCUGCCAAAAGGUAUUGUUGACACAUGGUGAUAGUGUCACUGAAAGAACUGUAGCUAGUGAUUUCAAAGUCGUGGGUAGGAGUGGAAAUUUUGUUGCAGCAAUUGCUAAUGAAAGGCGAAAGUUAUACGGUGUGCAGUUUCAUCCUGAAGUGGAUUUAUCUAUCUGCGGAAAGGAAAUAUUGCAUAAUUUUCUCUUCGACAUCGCUGGUAUUACUGGUAGUUUCACAAUUGAUAAUCGUGAGCAAAAAUGUAUCCAAGAAAUUCGUUCUGUUGUGAUGAAUAAGAAAGUAUUGGUGAUGGUGUCGGGUGGGAUAGACUCAACAGUGUGUGCUGCUCUUCUUCACAGAGCUUUAGGAAGUGAUCGAGUGAUUGCUAUACACAUCGAUAAUGGUUUUAUGCGUUCCAAUGAAAGUGAUCGAGUACUGGAGUCGUUAAACAAGUUGAAUUUAAAAGUGCGAAGGUACAAUGCCUUCUACGCCUUUAUGAAUGGCCGAAUACCAGUUGGAAGCGAACUUUCAGCACCAUUGAUGAGGACUAUACAACCCGAAAUGAAACGUAAAAUAAUCGGUGAUACAUUCAUGCGAGUGAAAGAUAGGAUAAUGAAUGAGUUGAAAUUGGAUAAGGAUGUAUUUCUGGCACAAGGUACACUUAGACCUGAUUUGAUUGAAAGCGCGUCACAUUUGGCUAGUUCUCAAGCAGAUGUCAUUAAAACUCAUCACAAUGAUAGCGCACUUGUCCGCGAACUAAGAAAUUUGGGAAAAGUCUUGGAACCACUGAAAGAUUUCCACAAAGAUGAAGUUCGUGAGUUAGGAGUAUCUUUAGGGUUACCGGAACACAUUGUCCAACGACAUCCUUUCCCAGGUCCCGGAUUGGCUAUUCGGAUCGUCUGUGCCGAGCGUCCAGUAUUUACUGAUGUCGACCUUUUCGUUACAACUCAGCAUCACUUGCAUUUGAUCGCAAAUCUUUCGCUUUGUGAUAGAAAUUCCGAAGAAUUUGAUACUAUAACUCAAUACUUGUCAGAAACUGACUUAAAAGCUCUCACUGGUCAUGAUUUUGAAAUUGCAACGACUCUUUUACCAGUGCAGUCAGUUGGAGUGCAAGGUGACGGACGAUCGUAUGCAUAUGCAGCUGCACUGUCCACAAACGAAAGGCCUAUCCCAUGGGAGCUAAUGGAGCGGCUGGCUCAUAUCAUACCUCGCUUGCUGCACAAUAUAAACCGAGUAGUUUAUGUUUUUGGAAAUGCCGUUGAUUAUCCGGUGAACGACGUCACGCGCACAUAUUUGAACGAUUUCACGAUAGGUCUAAUAAGGUGGGCAGACAGAAUAGCCUCUGAUGUUCUUUGCGGGUUGGACGAGAAUGGUAAGAGACAUCAUGCUCUGGAAGUGUGUUUACAAAAAAUACAACAGAUGCCAGUGAUAAUGGUUCCUGUUCAUUUUGAUAGGGAUCCUUUGGAACGAAAGGCGUCAACUCUGCGAUCUUUCGUUCUUCGUCCUUUUAUCACAAGAGACUUUAUGACAGGUGUUGCUGCUUUACCGGGAAGAGAUAUCUCCGAACAGAACGUAUUGGAAAUAGUACGCCGCAUUACGGAGCGCGUACCGUUAACAUCACGUGUCAUGAUCGAUCUUACAUCGAAACCACCAGGUACCACGGAAUGGGAGUAG
This is a messenger RNA of Acanthocheilonema viteae, 2778 nucleotides long. NCBI's taxonomy places the organism in Eukaryota, Metazoa, Nematoda, Chromadorea, Rhabditida, Onchocercidae. The record is from the annotation of a GenBank genome assembly.